AUGGCUGCGGAAAAUACAGAAGACGAACCGCGUACGCCGGCGCGCGACGAGUCACGGCUCGCACAAGUAGCCAGCGACGGCAACGGCAAGGACAGCGCAGAACAGGACUCUGAAGAAGAUGACGACGACGAGGAAGCGGAGGAAGAGCCGAAGCUCAAAUACAGUCGCUUGACAAGCAACCUGGGGCCCGUGUAUCGAAAUGGCGACGCGACAAGUACUUUCGUGGUUGCGGGGGAUAAAAUGAUAAUUGGCACACAUAAUGGCAAUAUCCACGCCCUUACCAUCCCUUCGUUCCAAACGCUACGCACCUACAAUGCGCACCCGUCUGCCUCUGUAACCUCACUAUCGGUGUCACCUCUGCUAGCUUCACAACCUUUUGUACCAACUGCCUCAGCCGUCAGGUCCACGGACCAGCCAGAAACCCCAUCUCGACCGGCAGCAUCCCAAGCGGGCCAUACCUCAUCUCCCCGCACGCCACGACAGGCCCAAGUCCCUGCCAUUCCCUCGAACCAGAUCUACAUCGGAUCCUCUUCGAUAGAUGGGCAUGUCUGCGUAUCGUCCCUGGUCGACCCGAAAGAUGUCACGUUGCGCAACUUUGGACGUCCUAUCCAAGCGGUAGCGCUUUCGCCAGAUUACAAGAACGAUCGCUCGUAUCUUUCCGGAGGACUGGCAGGGGAGCUCAUCCUGACUACAGGAGGACAGAUAGGAGUCCGGUCAAAUGCAAAUACCAGUUCAGCGUCACAGACCGCUCAAGGAUGGCUGGGCGCAAUUGGACUUGGUGGUCAUGGAGGCAAGGAUAUCAUUCUGCACUCAGGCGAAGGCACUAUCAGUGCCGUCAAAUGGUCCCUAUCUGGCAAGUUCGUAGCUUGGUCCAACGAGCACGGCAUUCGAAUCAUGCGUACAAACCUUCACCUGGACAGCGCAGAUUCUGAUGCGGCUUGGAAAAGAAUUGGCUUCAUUGAUAAGCCGAAUCGUCGCGUAUGGGAAGAGAUGGCAGGUGUAUGGAAAGCUCGAAUGGAGUGGGUCGAUGACCGGUCGCUCGAGUCUGAUGACGAUGCAAUCAUGAGCAUGAACGGUGGCCACACUUCUGGCAAGGCCGAAUUGACAUUGCCGCAUCACCGAAUACACGAGCAUCCAAAAGGCACCAAGAAGAGGAAGAUGGAAAAGCUCGUAAUAGGGUGGGGAGAUGCUGCUUGGGUCGUCCACGUACAACCUGGUGGAGUCGGCACAGGCAAUGAUGUUAGUGAGAGAUCGGUCGGCAGCGCCGAAGUCGUUCAUUUCCUCCGUUUCGACGAUUGUGUUGUUUCUGGCAUUUCGCUCUAUACCCCUUCCUUACUUCUUGUUCUUGCAUACCGAACACGCGACGACGACGAUAACCCCAUCACUGGAGUCGAUACGACACCCCGGCGAGGGAUGAAUCGACGUACGAAUGGGCUUUCUCCCGAGCUCAAACUCAUUGAUGCGGCGACCUCGGAUGAGGUCGAAGUCGACUCUUUAACUGUUAGCAGGUUCGAGACCCUCUCUGCUGCUGACUAUCACUUGGGCACUUUGUACGUUCCGCACCCAAAGACGAUGACUCUCGCCCAGAAAAGCGCACUAGAAGCCAUCGGAGGUGGGAUAUGGGAUGUCGGCGCAGGCGCAGCACGGAUCUUCAGCACCGGAGCAAACGUCAUCAACAUGCCAUUUAGUUCAGACACGAAAACGCCAUCGCGGGCGCCGUCCAUGUCUUCAGCAAGUGCCGGAAAUGCGUCGACACCAGCAUCCGGGAAGCGUCAACUGCAGAUACCCCCAAAUGCUGCCACCGCUGGCCUCAAGGUCUUCAUUCAAAGCCCAUACGACUGCGUUCUGGCUAUUAAGCGAGAACUAUCGGAUCACUUCCAAUGGGAACUCGAGCACGAAAACUACAAGGACGCGUGGGAACUGCUAGAGGAUCAUCCGGAAAUUAUUACAUCGCCCUCGCAAUUGCCCUCGGAAGCAUCCCCAGCCAGUACUCCGGUAAAGAAUCAUGGAAGCUUACAUGAGUUCUUUGCAGAUGACAGCGAAUCGCAGACUACUGUGUCCGCUUCGAAGGUGGCUCAAAACUCGGCAGUUGAGAAGGAGAAACGCCGAAUCGGGGAUCUUUGGAUGCAACAGCUGGUCAACGCUGGCGACUGGAAGCAGGCAGGCAAGGCCGCUGGCCGUGUACUUGGUACAUCUGCCCGAUGGGAACACUGGGUCUGGAAAUUUGCCCAGGCGAACCGCUUCAACGAGAUCUCGCCGUACAUUCCCACGAAGCCAAUGCAACCACCACUCCCGUCGAUGGUCUACGAGGUGGUUCUCGGCCAUUACAUUAUCCACGAUCGAAUACGCUUCAAGCAUUUACUCGAAGAAUGGGACCCGGAGCUGUUCGACAUCAACAGCGUUAUUGAGGCAAUCAAAAGCAAACUGUCGGCUGGCGAUGUUACUGAAGACUCUAUCGAAGGCGAUGUACAAGGGCGAGACUGGCGGAUUCUGCAAGAUGGUCUUGCCAAGUUGUUUCUCGCCAGUGGUCGGCAAAGAGAAGCAUUGCGGUGCUAUAUUCGUCUACAGAAUGCGGAUGCUGCCAUGACUCUCAUACGUGACUUCCAUCUCGUGGAAGCCGUACGAGAUGACAUCCCUGGUUUCAUACUCAUGGGUGUUUCCAAAGAGCAGAUCAAGUCAGCACCCUUGUCCGAGCUCGAAGAAGCUUCAUCGGAGGCCAUCAACGUUCUCGUCGAGGAGGGUUGUCGUGGUACGAUACCGGCAAGUGAUGUUGUAGGUCAAUUGCAGAAGCGGGAAGCGUCGUUUAAACCGUUCCUACAUUUCUACCUCCAACGGCUAUGGAAGCCGGAGAUGCACGAACGUAAAGGCACGACCGCGAAGGAGCGGGUUGCUGAAGACCGUCUGGCGGCUGAUGGCAAGAUUGUGGCGGAAGAAUUUGCUGAUCUUAUGGUUGAGCUAUUUGCGGAGUACGACCGCCCGUUGCUGAUGGAGUACCUGCGCCAGUCUCAGAGCUACGAUCUCAACAAGGCUACUGCUGAGUGUGAGAAGAGAGAUUACAUUCCAGAACUUGUGCAUAUACUCUCAAAGACAGGCCAGACAAAGCGUGCCUUGUACCUCAUCAUCGAGAAGCUCUCUGAUGUCAGUUUCGCGAUAUCAUUCGCUAAAGAGCAAGACGAUCCAGACCUGUGGAACGAUUUGCUGGAGUAUUCCAUGGACAAGCCGCACUUUAUUCGUGGUCUGUUAGAGGAAGUUGGAACAGCAAUUGAUCCUAUCAAGCUUGUCCGCCGCAUACCAGAGGGCCUAGAAAUCGAAGGACUGCGAGACGGAAUCGGCCGCAUGGUGCGCGAAUACGAAAUCCAAUACUCCAUCUCCGAGGGUGUUGCCAGAGUACUGCGUGGCGAGGUAGCAACAGGCAUGGACACUCUCCGUGCCGGCCAAAAGCGAGGCGUGAAGUUUAACAUUAUUCCAUGCGACGACGAGAAGCACGACCAUGGUAAAGACGACCACAUCGACAUCGAACCCAAAGGCUUGAAUCCCUUCACAGUAGCGAAGGUAACCGCACAAGCGGACAAUAAGACAACCGCAGUAUCAUCAACAACCAAUGCCCCACAAGUCGAUCCCGCACCUCCCGACAAUCCAGAGGGAGAAGCCCCACCUGGCCACUGCACAGGCUGCCACCGGCCUUUUACGCUCCCUACUGCGGAAGAAGAAGAUUUAGUCGACGGACCCGUACCACUGUCUCGCGACACUUUAGUCGGGUUUGCUUGCGGCCAUGUCUUCCAUCUCAGCUGCCUGCUGCCGAAGACAAGUGCGAGCGCAAGUGUGUCGGCGACGUUACAGCAGACACUUGCAAACGAUGCAGCAGAGAGUGGGAGAUGGAGCAGGAGUGUGGGGGCGAAGGUGGCACACGCGCAUGUUAUUAAGAGUGCAGUUGGCAGGGGUUGCGUGGUGUGUCGGGAGAGGUUGGGUAUAGUUGGUGAAGAUUGA
Messenger RNA from Cucurbitaria berberidis CBS 394.84, 3987 nucleotides. RefSeq names its product vacuolar assembly protein-like protein. Bases 1 to 3987 code for a protein of 1328 amino acids. Gene Ontology annotation, molecular function: protein binding. The transcript has 4 exons. Lineage: Eukaryota; Fungi; Ascomycota; Dothideomycetes; Pleosporales; Cucurbitariaceae. Gene Ontology annotation, cellular component: late endosome; HOPS complex. Gene Ontology annotation, biological process: vesicle-mediated transport; cellular response to starvation; protein targeting to vacuole. The record is from RefSeq and is a predicted model, not a curated record.